Molecule: messenger RNA, 2743 nt
Organism: Mytilus californianus (California mussel)
Lineage: Eukaryota; Metazoa; Mollusca; Bivalvia; Mytilida; Mytilidae
Product: heat shock 70 kDa protein 12A-like
Exons: 6
Coding region: 47-2215 (722 amino acids)
Molecular function (GO): zinc ion binding
Source: RefSeq, a predicted model, not a curated record
GUUGUCAACAGUUUUAACUAUUUACUUCCUGUAUGAAAGCAAUGAAAUGGCACAAGCACCUGCGCCAAAAUGUAACAUUUGUAAGGAAGACAUCGCAAAAGUUUUUUGCUAUGAGUGCCACCAUUUCCUUUGUCAAUCAUGUAAUUCGUGGCAUGAAAAAUUUCCGGCAACCAAACGACAUACAGUCACGGAUUCGCAAUGUGUUGAUCGAUCCACACUCAUGCUUACACUUGUUUGUGAAGAUCACGACCUCGAAUUUGCUUAUUAUUGUCGGGACUGCGAAUGUCUAAUAUGCGUUCAGUGUGUUACGUCUGUCCACAAAGGACAUUCAUUUACGGACAUAGCGGAAGUUGCUGCGACUGCACGUGGAGAUGUAAAGAAUCGUCUUGAACAGAUCAAAGAUAACAUUAAAAAUUUAUCAGAUUUGAUUGAUGAUUUUAAAACAACGAAGCAAACAAAUCUGCAGACUGGUACCGAUAACUUUAUCACAGAAAUAAAUGUAGUUUCGAAAGAUUUGGUUAGAAUAAUAGAAACAGAAACCCAAACAAACUUGACAGAUGCAUCAGACUUUCUUGUGCAGGAGAAAAAACAAUUGUUAAACAAUGUGGCGAAGUUGGAAAAAUCAUGCAGUGAAUAUAGUUCUUUACAUGAAAGGUACGAGCAGAUUUUGAGAGAUAAACUUGAUGUCACAUUCUUUCUUAACCAGAAAUCUCUCGCGAAAGAAUUUGAAUCGCUAGAUGACAUCUCUCCUCCUGAAGAACCAAAGGAGAUAAAACCUUUAAAAACAGAUGGUUUUGUAGAUUCAGUUAUUGAACGAAUUGAAAAUCAGUUUAAUUUGAGUUAUCAGAGGAAUGCAGAAAGAAAGGAAAACCACAUUAAAUCUACUCAAAACAAGUCAGAAAAAAGACAAGCGGUUAACUUGAAUCUAUUUGGUGUACAACAAAUAACCAAGAUUAAUAUAGUCUCUGUAGCUAUUCAGAUAGGAAAGGAAGAAUCAGGAUAUACUUUUCAAAUGCUUCAUGACUUUAAUGACGAUCCCUGCAAGAAAUCGUAUGAUCCUCUUGUGAAAUUGCCAAAUUCCAUUUUACUAGAUUCAGAUAGAGGAUUUCUGGCCUUUGGCCAUGACGCUGAGGAUCAAUACUACGAGCUAGUUAGACGAGACAGCCAGCAGGAUUGUUUAUUUUUUAAACAAUUUACAAAGAAUAUUCAUAAGAUACAGGAUGGAGUUACAGAUAUUUACAAAUUAAAAGUGAAAACGUUUGAUCAGAAGAAGGAAUUAACAGCACUGGCGCUCUUUAGUUUGCUUAUCAACUUUUAUGUUGAUCAUGCAGAAUGUGGAAUUACUUCAUCUUCAAAGCUUUAUUCAACAGAUAUCAUUUGGGUUUUGAACGUACCUGCAUACUGGAACAGUAGUGUUAGGGAGAUUCUUGGUCAUGCUUCCAAAAAGAAAACCAUCCUUAUUUCUGAUCCUGAAGCAGUAUUAUUAUUUUGGAAAUAUUGGUCACUAAAUAACCGAUUAGACGACAAAUAUAGUUUGUAUCAACCAGAUAGCAAGUACAUUGUUUUAAAUGGUAGAGGCGAUAGCAUAGACCUUACAUGUUUAAAGGUAGAAGAAGAUAAAUCUUUGACACAGCUGAACAGGGUUAUGGUUUCGGAAUACAGCGAACUCUGUAAGAAGUUUAUUUUAAGCAUCGUAGGAAACGAUGUCUAUUCCAAGUUCUGUACACAGUAUCCUGAAGAAGAAAAAGAUAUGUUAAGAGAUUUCGAAAGCAGAUAUAGACAAUUCUCAUCUGCAUGUCUUCGCAAUGCAGAAAAAAUAUCAUUACCUUUGCCGGGGAACUUUUGCCAAUUAUGUGUAAAAGAUUUAGGUAAAGAUUUUAUUGAUCACACUGUUUAUUCCAAUAAAAUAAGAUGGUUAUCAGGUAUGUUACGAAUAAACACAGAUUUAUUUUUAUCACUUUUUGAUGAAGUAACAACCUGUGUUGUUAACUCGGUAAGAGAAAUGUUGAAAGAACCUGAUGUUAAAGACACAUCUCAUAUUAUUUUGACGGGACGAUUAAUGGAAUUGUCGAUUCUUUGCUGUAGAGUGCGAGAGACAUUUCGCGACAUAAAAAUAAUAGAAUUUCCGUUCCCCGAUAUAGUUGCUUUGAAAGGUGCUGUUAUUCUAGGACAUUAUCCGAAAGUUAGUUGUAAACGACUAUUUUACCGUUUAUAACUGCCCAUAUCAAAAACAAAAAAAAUAAUGGAACAAAAAAAGUCAUAUAUAUGUGUUAUUUACAGUAUAUAAUUUGAAGUUUUGAACAUGAAAUGUUAAUAUAUUUAAGAUAUAGUUAUUAAUGUAAUGUAAUAAUUUGGAAAAUAGCAGCAGAAGUUGGAUGUUUAAAAUCAUUGAUAUGAUAAAUUUCUGUAAAAUGUUAAAUUAUUCGAAACCAAGGUUGUUCUACCCGCCAAGUUUAGAUUGCCUUAUCCAUAUUUGGCACAACUUUUUGGAUUUUUUUGUUUUUAAAGCUCUUCAACUUCGUAUUUGAAUUGGCCUUUCAACUGUCUAUUCGAGCCUCACCGAUGAGUCUUAUGUAGACAAAAUGCCUGUCUUGUGUAAAAACUUAUCAGCCAGUUACCUUUGAUGAGUUUGUAAAGUAUCAUACUACUUUUGUAUUUAGUAUACUGACUUUGUAUUUUUGCAGUCGAUAGUUAUUCAAGCCUAUCUUAUAAACUAAAUUAAAAAUAAAAGCAUUAGAUGUUA